AUGGAAAAGGGAUUUUGGGAGGAUAUUGAUCCUGUCACAAGCAUAACAGCCUCUGACACAAUUGAAUUCCUUUGCGCAGCAAACUCCGGAGUUUAUAUCGAUUUAGCAAACAGUUACCUACACGUGAAAGCAAAGAUUACUAUGCCAGACGGUGCAAAUGUUGCUCAAGAUGUCCAGCAUACGACAGCCAAAUAUCCGAUCAAUCGCGUCGAAUGUAUAGUUGUCACUGCCCCCCGAGGAAACAUGUUGGGAAAUCAACCCAAUAUAUUUCAAGGUAUUCUACCAAAUCGUGUCGUUAUUGGUAUGGUCGAUGCAGAUGCGUUCAAUGGUAGUUAUGCAAAGAAUCCGUUCAACUUCAAGAACUACGACAUCACAAAUUUUGGGCUGAAUGUAAACGGUGAAAACCUACCUGGAAAACCAUUUCAACUAAAAUUUGCGAGUGCAAGAGGAAGUAACUACAUUUCAGCGUUCCAAACACUGUACGCUGGGACACAUAAAAUGUUUGAAAAUCAGGGCAAUGGUAUAACUUGUGAAGAAUAUGCAGACGGUUUUACACUAUUUGUGUUCGAUCUCACUCCAGACCUGUGCCUUGGUGAUCAUGCACAACCAACUAGAAACGGAAAUGUCUCGAUCGAAUGUCAGUUUGGAACGGCCUUGGAAGCGGCUAUAAAUAUUGUGGUGCUUGGUGAAUUUCAAAGUCUUAUCGAAAUUGACGCGAACAGGAACAUGCUGUGUGACUUCACUAACUGA
Dendronephthya gigantea is the source of this 750-nucleotide messenger RNA. RefSeq lists its product as uncharacterized. Bases 1 to 750 code for a protein of 249 amino acids. The record is from RefSeq and is a predicted model, not a curated record. The transcript is spliced from 2 exons. NCBI's taxonomy places the organism in Eukaryota, Metazoa, Cnidaria, Anthozoa, Malacalcyonacea, Nephtheidae.